Messenger RNA from Capsaspora owczarzaki ATCC 30864, 1469 nucleotides. RefSeq lists its product as hypothetical. Lineage: Eukaryota; Filasterea; Ministeriida; Capsasporidae. Gene Ontology annotation, cellular component: nucleus; CCAAT-binding factor complex. Gene Ontology annotation, molecular function: protein heterodimerization activity; DNA-binding transcription activator activity, RNA polymerase II-specific; DNA binding. The transcript is spliced from 4 exons. Gene Ontology annotation, biological process: regulation of DNA-templated transcription. The record is from RefSeq and is a predicted model, not a curated record. The coding region runs from base 1 to 1353 and encodes 450 amino acids.
AUGAUGGCCGCUCACCAACUGCAGCAGCAGCAGCAGCAGCAGCAGCAGCAGCAGCAGCAGCAGCAAGAGGCUCAAAUGCACCAGCAGCAGCAGCAGCAGCCAAUGCAUGCGUAUGCCCAGUACUACCACCCCGCAGCCGCAUCCCAGCAGCAGCCGCCUCAACCACCCCAACGCCAGCAGCAACAGCAGCAGCAGCAGCAGCAGCAGCAGCAGCAGCAGCAGCCGCAGCAGGGGACGCCAGGAUCGUUCUACCCGCCAACCUUCGCGUACGCAGCGCAACCCCAGCAGCAGUCGCAGCCACCGCCGCACCAGCAACAACAGCAGCAACAACAACAGCAGCAGCAGCAGCAGCAUCAGCAAGCCCAGGCCCAGGCGGCUGCGCUCCAGCAGGCAAUGCAGGCGAGCUCCAACUUUGCUUCCAAUGCUGCGGCUGCCGCUGCUGCUGCUGCUGCCGCCGCCGCUGCUGCCGCUGCCGCGAGUCGCGAGUCCACGGCGUCCGUGCAGCAAAUCGAGCAGGCCAAGGCCCUGUCGCAGGAGUUUGCGCGGCGGCUCGAGCACGAAACAGCCUCGUUCUGGCGCGAACAAGCAGCCGCUGUCGAUGCAUUGACCGUCGAAUCGUUCAAAACGCAAGAGUUGCCGCUCGCUCGCAUCAAGAAAAUUAUGAAAACAGACGAGGAAGUCAAGAUGAUUAGCUCGGAGGCGCCGAUGCUGUUCGCCAAGGCCUGCGAGCUCUUCAUCCUCGAGCUGUCGACGCGUGCUUGGUUGCAUACGGAGGAUGCCAAACGCCGAACGCUUCAGAGGAGCGACGUUGCGCUCGCCAUCUCCAAGUGCGACACGUACGACUUUUUGAUUGACAUUGUGCCGCGCGAAGAAAUCAAGUCCGCGAAACGACCGUCGGUUGGAGACGCCGCUGCUGGCCUCUUUGCCCCAACGCCUGGUCCCGCGGCUGUGGCAAAUCCAACGACUGCCGUCGAUCCAACAGACCCCGCACACAUGCAAAUGCUCAUGGCUGUGCAGGCGGCCGCAGCGAAUGGAAACUACUCCUCCGCCUACUUUCAGCAAUUGCAGAUGCUUGCCAGCCAAGCCACCCAGGUUGCCGAUGGCGGCGAUCCGAAUGCGGCGGCAGCGGCGGCGGCUGCGGCGGCGGCUGCUGCUGCUGCUGCUGCUGCAGCCAGCAACUCCAACCCUAACGCUGCUGCAGUAGACUCUCAAUCCGUCACGGCAGCUGCAUUCCGCGCUGCCUUGGCCAACCUCCGCGGUGGCGCCACCAAUGCGUACCAACCACCAAUACCGCCACCGCAUCCUCAAGCUCACGGCUAUCCAGGAGGGUAUUCAAACUACCAAAACCAAUAGGGUUGCUUUGGUUUUUGGCACUGUCGCAUUUGUUAAGUUGUUGGUCUGUGGGUCGUCUCGUCUUCUUGGUUUCAGUUGUAACCAAAAACAAAUGAAAACACUUUUGGAUUGCAACA